Molecule: messenger RNA, 2031 nt
Organism: Hibiscus syriacus
Lineage: Eukaryota; Viridiplantae; Streptophyta; Magnoliopsida; Malvales; Malvaceae
Product: dihydroxy-acid dehydratase, chloroplastic-like
Exons: 14
Coding region: 44-1870 (608 amino acids)
Biological process (GO): branched-chain amino acid biosynthetic process
Cellular component (GO): chloroplast stroma
Molecular function (GO): dihydroxy-acid dehydratase activity
Source: RefSeq, a predicted model, not a curated record
UUUCCUACAGGCAACUUAAAACCACGCUCCGCCACUCGCCGCCAUGCAAGCCACGUUUUUAACCUCACGAACCACUGUAGUCCCCACCACAAAGCCGCCACUCUCCGGCCCUACAAACCGCCGCCACCGAUGUAUUCACAUAACCGCGCAGUCCCAAGCAACCGUGACAGCAGACUCUUCAUCUCCUCCAACCUUAAAGCUCAACAAACACAGCUCAAGAAUAACGGAGCCCAAGUCACAGGGAGGGUCCCAGGCCAUGCUGUACGGCGUCGGAUUGUCGGAAGACGACUUGUCGAAACCCCAAGUGGGGAUAUCGUCGGUGUGGUACGAGGGCAACCCGUGCAACGUGCAUCUGUUGAAGCUGUCGGAGGCGGUGAAACGGGGCGUCGAAGAGAUUGGGAUGGUUGGGUUUAGAUUCAACACGAUCGGGGUUAGCGAUGCGAUCUCGAUGGGGACGAGAGGGAUGUGCUACAGCUUGCAGUCGAGGGAUUUGAUCGCUGAUAGCGUUGAAACUGUGAUGAGUGCUCAGUGGUAUGAUGGGAAUAUCUCUAUUCCUGGUUGUGAUAAAAAUAUGCCAGGUACAAUUAUUGCAAUGGGGAGGCUCAAUCGGCCAAGUAUUAUGGUUUAUGGUGGAACCAUCAAGCCCGGCCAUUUUCAAGGCAAUUCAUACGAUAUAAUAUCUGCCUUCCAGUGUUAUGGAGAAUAUGUUAGUGGGAAAAUAAGCGACGAGCAGAGAAAGGAUGUUAUCCGUAACUCAUGCCCUGGAGCUGGAGCCUGUGGGGGAAUGUAUACUGCAAAUACCAUGGCGUCUGCAAUUGAAGCUAUGGGGAUGUCUCUUCCUUACAGCUCUUCAAUACCUGCUGAAGACCCGUUGAAAUUGGAUGAAUGCCGUUUGGCAGGAAAGUAUCUGCUAGAAUUGUUGAAAAUGGAUUUAAAACCCCGAGACAUCAUCACCCUCAAAUCUUUACGUAACGCAAUGGUUGUUGUCAUGGCUCUAGGCGGAUCAACCAAUGCCGUGUUACAUUUAAUUGCCAUAGCAAGGUCUGUAGGUCUAGAAUUGACUCUUGAUGAUUUCCAGAAGGUUAGUGACGAGGUUCCGUUUCUGGCUGAUCUGAAACCCAGUGGUAAAUAUGUCAUGGAGGAUGUUCACAAGAUUGGAGGCACUCCUGCUGUGAUUCGUUAUCUUUUGGAGUUCGGGUAUCUUGACGGGGAUUGCAUGACUGUGACUGGGAAGACUAUGGCGGAAAAUGCACAAAGCUACCCUCGUUUACCUGAUGGACAGGAAAUCAUAAAACCAGUGUCGAAUCCCAUAAAGAAAACAGGGCACAUCCAAAUAUUAAGAGGGAAUCUUGCACCCGAGGGUUCUGUAGCAAAAAUUACCGGAAAAGAAGGACUCUAUUUCUCUGGUCCUGCAUUUGUCUUUGAAGGAGAGGAAGCUAUGCUAGUAGCUAUCUCUGAAAAUCCUUCGAGCUUUAAGGGAAAAGUAGUAGUCAUUAGAGGGGAGGGGCCGAAGGGAGGACCAGGCAUGCCUGAAAUGUUGACACCAACAAGUGCAAUCAUGGGAGCAGGUCUUGGGAAGGAUGUUGCUUUGCUCACUGAUGGUAGGUUCUCUGGAGGUUCACACGGAUUCGUUGUAGGCCACAUAUGCCCUGAAGCACAGGAGGGUGGCCCCAUCAGUCUUGUUCAAAACGAGGACCUCAUCAGCAUCGACGUUCAGAAGAGGGCCAUAAACGUCGAGCUGACAGAUGCCGAACUGAACGAGCGGAGAAAGAAGUGGAAUCCGCCUCCUUACAAGGCUGACAGGGGAGUUUUGCAUAAGUACAUCAAGAGCGUGCAACCGGCUUCAAAGGGGUGUGUAACGGAUGAAUAAAGGCGGUAAUGGCCAGCGAACGGAGUAAAAACCGAGUGAAACAGACCAUUCAGAUCUUUCAUUUCCUUUUUGUAGUCUUCUUUCUCAUUCGGGGCUUGCAAUGGCUUUCGGACCAGACCAGGGGUUUAAUAAUAGUGCGCGCGUAGAUAUAUAUUGUGGGU